UCUAUUUAUUUUUCAUCUUCUCUCUCUCUCUCUCUCUCUCUCCCACACACACACACUCUUUCUCUACUGUCUCUUCCUCCACAUGGGUAUCUCAAAGAGUCUUGAUUCCACCAUGACUUGAGCAUCAUCUGUCACCAUAAUUGCCCUUAGCUUUUUCUUGAUUCCAGAUGCGUACUUGUCAGCUCCAAAGCAUGCCUACAUCUUUAUACACACACAUGCAGAGAGAUAUAUAGAGAGAGAGAGGGAGAGAUUCGAUAAAGAAUAGUAGCUCAAGAGUCUACUUCUAAAAGUUGAAAGCAUAAGGGUUGGUGAUUUUUUUUUUUUAAGAGCGUGAAAGUGACAAAAUGCUGUCUUUAAGGAUUCCGUUUACGUUUGUUCGGAGAUUUUAGGGAGUGGGUCGAGAACAGAAAUUGAUGAUAGCUCAUGAGAAAGGCGAAAAAUUGAAACUUUCUGGGAAUUCCAAUUCUUGGUUCUUUCUUUCGGUAAGGGCUUCUUGGGCGAGGGAAGAUGAUUUCUUCCGAGACGAAUUUGGUGAUGACAGUGAUUGGGUUUGCAGUGAGUACCAUGUUCAUUGUCUUCGUCUGCACAAGACUAAUCUGUGCACGGAUUCAAUUGAGCUCCACAAGGCGCUCUCUAGCCAGGGGUUCUGGAUCUGACCUUAGCAUUUUAGAACGCGGGCUGCACGGUCUUGAACCUCUAGCUGUGAGCAAAUUCCCGACUAAGAAGUAUAGUGAUGUGUUUUUCACCUCAGCCGAAGACACUCAAUGCACAGUAUGUCUCGGUGAUUACCAGCAAGAAGAUUCGUUGCGCAUCCUGCCAUUCUGCGGGCAUUAUUUUCACGCGACGUGUAUCGACGUGUGGCUGCAGCAGCACUCCACUUGUCCAGUCUGUCGAAUCUCCCUCCGCGAGGUCACCGAGAAAAAGCGGUUUAUGAUGCCACCGCUGUUCAGUUCAGCUGUCCGGUGUCACCAUGCCAUGGCAUCCGUGAAUGUUAAUCCCCACCAGUGCAUUCGUUCGUGGAAUAGGCUCUCGUCAACGCCACCCGACAGAUCAGGGUCGAACAUCGCCUCGGACAAUUGCCACCCGCCUUCGAGUGGUAGAACAGUAGCUGCUGCUGCAGAGUGUGAUUCUGUCUCGGUUCAAGCUACUACUCCGGUGGCUAAAGGCUCGACCAAUAAACAAACCGAGAGCCCAUCAAACAUCUGAAUGGUUAGAACAAUUGCUGGUUUUCUUGUCCUCGCUUUCUGUACAUAUCUCAGGGUGAAUUCAUGUGUAUAAAGUGUUUUUUGUUCUUUUUCUUGACAGUUUUAGCAGUGACUUUUGUAGUUUUGUUAGUUCUGUUGUAAAAUAGCUUUGGGUUAUUCUUCAGCUACCAGCUAUUUUGUGUGCCUCUCAGCACACAUAUUUGAUGCCAA
Messenger RNA from Ipomoea nil (Japanese morning glory), 1415 nucleotides. Its product is annotated as RING-H2 finger protein ATL38-like. The record is from RefSeq and is a predicted model, not a curated record. The transcript is spliced from 3 exons. Bases 508 to 1206 code for a protein of 232 amino acids. Lineage: Eukaryota; Viridiplantae; Streptophyta; Magnoliopsida; Solanales; Convolvulaceae.